UCCUGUACUCUCUCCGCGCACAGCAAGAUGAAAUUUGACAGCUUACUUACAGAAAUUAACGGAUUUGGUAAAUUCCAAACCCAACUAGUUGUAAUUCAGUUAUUCUCUCGAAUUCUUUUGCCAUGUCACUUUCUCCUGAACAACUUCAUGGCAGCUGUUCCCUCUCAUCACUGUAACGUCUCUGCUCUGGGUGAUGGAGGCCGCUUUGGUAAUUUAACGCAGGAUCAGAAACUGGCUGUUGGUAUUCCAGCAGUGCAGGAUGGGACCCCGAGCUCCUGUCUGAUGUUUUCAAAUCCACAAUAUCAACUUCUGUCCGGCUCCAACAGCAGUGAAGAAACCCUGACUGCCCAGUGUCAGAAUGGAUGGGUGUACGACAACAGCACAUUUAAAACCACUCUGGUAACAGAGUGGGAUCUGGUGUGCAGUAGAAAGGGGAUGAACAAGGCAACAGCCACGAUUUUCUUCAUUGGUGUGAUGGUAGGAGCCCCGAUAUUUGGGUUUCUCAGUGACAGGUUUGGGCGACGGCCACUGCUGUUGGUCUCUUAUGUGUUAUCCAUGACAUUUGCAGUCCUGAGUGCAUUCUCCACAUCGUAUGUAAUGUUUGUCAUCAUGAGAUUUUUCACGGGGUUGUCUCUGGCAGGAAUAAGUAUCAUCUCUAUUGUUUUAAAUGUUGAGUGGUUCGACAUCAAACAUCGGACCUUUUCUGGUAUAAUCUUAAGCCUGGAUUGGACUCUUGGAAACUGGAUCCUGACAGGAAUAGCAUACUGUGUGACUGAGUGGAGGAUGCUCAUCCUGGCAGUGACCUCACCACUGAUGGUGUCCAUCAUCACAUGGAGGUGGCUUCCAGAGUCUGCGAGGUGGCUCCUAGCCAAUGGGAAAGCAGAUGUUGCUCAUGAGUACCUCAUGCAAUGUGCUGAGAUGAACAAGAGAACAAAGAGCAUGGACACUGUUACACCAAGGGCAUUACUGGAAUCUGCUCAAGCUGAAACUGUGAAUAAGAAGUACACUUUCUUGGAUCUUUUCAAAACCCCAAACAUGAGGAAGAUUUCUAUUUGCUCAGGGAUUGUAUGGUAUGGAGUUGCAUUUACAUACUAUGGAAUAAGUCUGAAUAUAAGUGGUUUUGGAGUGAACCCAUACCUCACACAGUUUAUAUUUGCAUUCAUUGAAUUGCCGAUGAAGAUUGGUCUGUAUUUCUACCUGGAGAGAGUGGGCAGAAGGCCUGGUGAGGUGUCAGCCCUGCUGUUGACCGGUCUCAGUCUCUUCAUCAACAUGUUUGUUCCAAAAGGUCAGUGGGUCGCUAGUACUGUUAUUGGAGUGAUUGGAAAAGCAAUGUCAGAAGCCUCCUUCACGAUUAUCUUCCUCUACACAACUGAACUCUUUCCAACAGUCGUACGACAGAACGCUUUAGGUUACACUUCAUUUAUAGCACGACUGGGCGUCUCCAUUUCCCCUCUCAUCAUUCUCCUGGAGGACGUGUGGCACCUUCUCCCCUCAGCCAUAUACUGUGCGGUGGCAGUGGGCUCUGGUUUAGUGGCUUAUCUCCUGCCUGAGACAUUACACGUCCAGCUGCCACAACACAUCGAGGAGAUUGAGAAACCAAGGGGGGAAUCAACAAGGAGGAAGGAGAUUCAUUAAAAUCUAAUGCCUUGGCCAUGGCAGUGAUGAAGUUUGUUAUACAAUGAAUCAACCUUCAUCAAUUGAAAAGGAGUUGAAAAUGUAAACAUAAUUUAAAGCUUGAAAUAAUUGAACAAAGUCUGCAUUUAAGAUGUCCAAAGGUUUCCUGUCUUACACACCAAGAAGUCAGCAGAAGAAACCCCAAGAGCAGUGUUUCUGUAUGUUAUUUUCAGUUGGCAAUAAAGUGGUACUAAUAAACAAUAAUGUUGAUUUGAAUUUAACAAUUGAUGUUGGAGUAGAUCUUCUGGACGUAGAGAUCUGUUACUCUCAGCACAGGAGUUAUUAAUCUUCUGCCAGAGUUGGACCAGAAGCGAUCAACUGGAGACUUCAUGAAAGUCCAUGAUAAAUUUGUAUGAAUAUAAAAUAAACUAAAGGUCAAAUAUUAUGCAUAAUAUACUUUACUAUGUUUUUCUAACACUAAUAUGUGUCUCUAGCUUGUCUACAAACACCCCAAUUAUGAG
Labrus mixtus (cuckoo wrasse) is the source of this 2135-nucleotide messenger RNA. RefSeq names its product solute carrier family 22 member 7-like. Gene Ontology annotation, molecular function: transmembrane transporter activity. Gene Ontology annotation, biological process: transmembrane transport. NCBI's taxonomy places the organism in Eukaryota, Metazoa, Chordata, Actinopteri, Labriformes, Labridae. The transcript is spliced from 10 exons. The coding region runs from base 28 to 1635 and encodes 535 amino acids. The record is from RefSeq and is a predicted model, not a curated record. Gene Ontology annotation, cellular component: membrane.